Messenger RNA from Diachasma alloeum, 2074 nucleotides. Its product is annotated as protein RFT1 homolog. The record is from RefSeq and is a predicted model, not a curated record. NCBI's taxonomy places the organism in Eukaryota, Metazoa, Arthropoda, Insecta, Hymenoptera, Braconidae. The transcript is spliced from 9 exons. Gene Ontology annotation, cellular component: endoplasmic reticulum membrane. The coding region runs from base 207 to 1925 and encodes 572 amino acids. Gene Ontology annotation, biological process: glycolipid translocation; dolichol-linked oligosaccharide biosynthetic process.
CUACAGCAUGUACAUAAUACUACCAAUGGUGCAGGGCAAGCAAGGGCAAGUGUCAAGACACUACAACAAUUAUUACAUCAUGAAGAAUACAUGUUAUAGAAUAUAAUAAUAAAUAGCUGAAUUUAAUGAUGAUUGGAGGUUAGGUCAAGGUAAUUGAGAUUGUUAGUUUUUCAUCAAGUGGGAAUAAUAAGUUAAGGUAAGGUGUGAUGAGUGUGUUGAAUAGCAGUCUGGAGAAUGCCUCCUUCAACAUUAUAUUCCAGAUCUUUUGUCGUCUCGUGACAUUCGGUCUGAAUGUAUUUGUUGUAAGGAACGUGGGCGAAGCUGUGCUAGGGAUCAUGAAUGUCAGACUAUUGUUGCUCGAGUCAACGAUACUCUUCUUGUCCAGAGAACCCUUCUUCAAGGCCUGUCUCACUAAUGCCGUUGAACAUAACUGGGCCCAAGUUGUUAAUCUACUCUGGCUAACGAUUCCAAUUUGUUCAUUAAUGUCUCUACUUUUCGGAUACAUCUGGUUAUAUGUUCUGACAACAUCUGAGACCCUUCCAGACUACUACACAUUCGCUGUCAUUUCCGUAGCCCUAUCUUGCGUUAUUCACUUAUUAUCACUAGUCGUCCAACUAGUCUCUUCUGCCUUUCUCUUCAACAGAUUCAAAGUAGUAAUCGACACUACAGCCAUAGUCUUCAGAACCUUCCUGUUUGUCCCAAUGGUUUUUCACUGGCCGGAAAGGGCACUCUUAGCUUUCGGAGUCGCCCAAUUGGCGUACGUCAUAUUUUACUCGGCUGCUCAUUAUAUUUAUUUUUAUUGCUAUAUUCAGCAGUUGAACGAGAAAAAGAAGAGUUCCAAGAAAAAUGACGACGAGGAGGAGGAGGAGGAGAAGAAGAAGAAGGAGAAGGAGGAUUCUGCAGAUGGUGAAGAGUUCAAGGAUGAUCAAUUCAUCAUUCGUCAUUUUCCAUUCCAGUCAGUGAGGGAUUUCUUUCCUGGCCAGUUAAAAAAUCACCAAGCCAGAUUCAAUGAAAAAUUGACAGUCCUCACUUGGAGCUUCUUCCGCCAAGGAAUACUCAAGUAUGUCCUAACAGAAGGGGAACGCAUUAUUAUGACAGUAUUCCCAGUGAUAACAUUCGCAGAACAGGGAACAUACGACGUUGUGAAUAAUCUGGGCUCAUUAGCGGCGAGGUUUAUAUUUCGACCGAUCGAGGAAAGCGGAUACUUUUACUUCACACAGGUUGUUAAGAGGGAUAAGAGCAUUAACGAACAGAACCCUGUAAGAAUUCGAGAAAGUGUGGAGGUUUUGACGCACCUCUGCUCGAUCGUAACAUCAAUCGGCCUAAUAGUCCUGGUAUUCGGACAGACAUAUUCAUCCACCCUUUUAUGGAUCUACGGAGGCACUAAAUUUACGGCCCGUCUGCCUGUUUGCCUCAUGCAAGCUCACUGUCUUGCGGUGCUGCUUUUAGCUAUUAAUGGCGUCACGGAGUGUUACACUAAUGCAACUGCGGACAGCGCAACCAUCAACAAAACCAAUUUCAUUAUGAUUUAUGAAUCAAUUGUCUUCUUGGUCGCCUCUUAUGUAUUGACUUCGUGGCUCGGCCCAGUGGGUUUUAUAUUCGCUAAUUGUUUGAAUAUGGCAUCCAGAAUAUAUCACUCUGUGGUGUUCAUCAAUAGAAGGCAUGCUCAAACGAAUUACAGGCCUUUAAGAGGACUCGUACCCAAUUUUUGUUUCUGGUUGAGUCUAGGAGCCUCGGCUGCCAUUACUCAUUUAUCAUAUACAUUAUUCUUCCCCGAUCGAAAACUCCUUCACUUCAUUAUCGGAGUUUUCAUGUUUGUCAUUGUUAUGCUAUCGUGGACAUAUAAUAAUAGACAACUGAUUCAACUCGGCAUUAAAAAAUGGAGUGAUAGGAGAUGUCAACCAGCACAAGUUAAAAGAGAUUGAUAGAACAACAAUUUUACAUAUGAAUGGUACAAAAUUAAUAAUCAGAAUUUUUAAAAAAAGUAAAAGAAAAAGAAUCAUUAUUAUUUAUUAUAAUAUCUAUUUUGCCAUUCGAUAUGUGUUGAUGAAAAUACAUUAUUUUUGGUUUUUAA